This is a messenger RNA of Syngnathoides biaculeatus (alligator pipefish), 4663 nucleotides long. It is a transcript of the gene pygl, whose product is annotated as phosphorylase, glycogen, liver. The record is from RefSeq and is a predicted model, not a curated record. The transcript has 20 exons. Gene Ontology annotation, cellular component: cytoplasm. Gene Ontology annotation, biological process: glycogen catabolic process. Gene Ontology annotation, molecular function: glycogen phosphorylase activity; pyridoxal phosphate binding. Lineage: Eukaryota; Metazoa; Chordata; Actinopteri; Syngnathiformes; Syngnathidae. Bases 117 to 2678 code for a protein of 853 amino acids.
UUCCUCAAGUCGGGACCCCCACUCGCUUCGAACCGGAUCACACCCACAACACCGAGCGGCAGCGCGGAAGCAACCCGGACUCAGGCGCACUCGAGGCGGACGCAAAAGUUCAAGCCAUGGCCACCCCGGUGAGCGACCAGGAGAAGCGCAAGCAAAUCAGCAUCCGCGGCAUCGUGGGUGUGGAGAAUGUGGCCGAGCUGAAGAAGGGCUUCAACCGGCACCUGCACUUCACGCUGGUCAAGGACCGGAACAUCGCCACCCCGCGGGACUACUACUUCGCCCUGGCGCACACCGUCCGCGACCACCUGGUGGGACGCUGGAUCCGAACGCAGCAGUUCUACUACGAGGCGGACCCCAAGAGGGUGUACUACCUGUCCCUGGAGUUCUACAUGGGCCGCACGCUGCAGAACACCAUGAUCAACUUGGGUCUGCAAAACGCCUGCGACGAAGCCAUCUACCAGUUGGGCCUAGACAUGGAGGAGCUGGAGGAGGUGGAGGAGGACGCGGGCCUGGGCAACGGAGGCCUGGGCAGACUUGCAGCCUGCUUCCUGGACUCCAUGGCCACGCUGGGGCUGGCGGCGUACGGUUACGGCAUCCGCUACGAGUACGGAAUCUUUAACCAGAAAAUUCGGGACGGCUGGCAGGUGGAGGAGGCGGACGAUUGGCUGCGCCACGGCAACCCCUGGGAGAAGGCCCGCCCCGAGUACAUGCUGCCCGUCCACUUCUACGGACGCGUGGAGGAGACCGAGGACGGCCCCAAGUGGGUCGACACGCAGGUGGUGCUGGCCAUGCCGUACGACACGCCCAUCCCGGGCUACAUGAACAACACGGUCAACACCAUGCGUCUGUGGUCCGCUCGUGCGCCCAACGACUUCAACCUGAGAGACUUUAACGUGGGGGAUUACAUCCAGGCCGUCCUGGACCGCAAUCUGGCCGAGAACAUCUCCCGAGUGCUCUACCCCAACGACAACUUUUUCGAGGGCAAAGAGCUGCGCCUGAAGCAGGAGUACUUUGUGGUUGCCGCCACCCUGCAGGACGUCAUCCGCCGCUUCAAGACCACCAAGAAGGGGACGCCCGCGCGCACCUCCUUCGACGCCUUCCCCGACAAAGUUGCCAUCCAGCUGAACGACACCCACCCGGCCAUGGCCAUCCCCGAGCUGAUGAGGAUCUUCGUGGACAUCGAGAAGAUGGACUGGGACGUGGCCUGGGACCUGACCAAGCGCACCUUCGCCUACACCAACCACACGGUUCUCCCCGAGGCGCUGGAGCGCUGGCCCGUGGAGCUGAUGGAGACUCUCCUGCCGCGACACCUGCAAAUCAUCUACCAGAUCAACCAGAUCCACCUGGAUAGGAUCGCGUCGCUCUUCCCCAACGACGUGGACAAGCUGAGGAAGAUGUCGCUGAUCGAGGAGGAGGGCGGCAAGCGGGUGAACAUGGCGCACCUCUGCAUCGUGGGCUCGCACGCCGUCAACGGAGUCGCUCAGAUACACUCCAACAUCAUCAAGACGGAAGUAUUCCGUAACUUCAGCGAACUGGAGCCGGCCAAGUUCCAGAACAAGACCAACGGCAUCACUCCCAGGCGCUGGCUGCUGCUCUGCAACCCCGGACUGGCCGAGCUCAUCGCUGAGGUGAUCGGCGAGGACUACGUAAAGGACCUCGGCCAACUCCGGAAGCUUAACGACUUUGUGGACAACGCCGCUUUCAUCCGGGAUGUCUCCAAAGUGAAACAGGACAACAAGGUGAAGUUCGCCCACUACCUGGAGCAGGAAUACCGCGUGCGGAUCAACGCGGCGUCCAUGUUCGACGUGCACGUGAAGAGGAUCCACGAGUACAAGCGGCAGCUGCUCAACUGCCUGCACAUCGUCACCAUGUACAACCGCAUCAAAAAGAACCCGUCCGCACCUUUUGUACCUCGAACCGUGAUCAUCGGGGGAAAGGCCGCCCCCGGCUACCACAUGGCCAAGAUGAUCAUCAAGCUGAUCACGUCCGUGGCGACGGUGGUCAACAACGACCCCGUGGUGGGAAGCAAGCUGAAGGUCAUCUUCCUGGAGAACUACAGGGUCUCCCUGGCUGAGAAAGUGAUCCCGGCCACAGACCUGUCGGAGCAGAUCUCGACGGCGGGCACCGAGGCGUCGGGCACGGGCAACAUGAAGUUCAUGCUGAACGGCGCCCUCACCAUCGGCACCAUGGACGGCGCCAACGUGGAGAUGGCCGAGGAGGCCGGCGUAAAGAACCUCUUCAUCUUCGGCAUGAGGGUGGAAGACGUGGCCGAGAUGGACAAAAAGGGAUAUGACGCCAUGUCUUACUACAAGAAGAUCCCGGAGCUGAAACAAGUGAUGGACCAGAUCACAAGCGGGUUCUUCAGUCCCAAAAAUCCCGAUUUGUUCAAGGAUUUGACCGAAAUGCUCUUCAAACAUGACCGGUUCAAAGUAUUUGCUGACUUUGAAGCGUAUCUGAAAUGUCAGGAGAAAGUCAGCAAACUCUAUCAGAAUCCCAAAGAGUGGACCAAGAUGGUGGUGAGGAACAUCGCGGCGACGGGAAAGUUCUCCAGCGACCGAACCAUCGCCGAGUACGCCACGGAGGUGUGGGGCGUGGAGCCCACCGACCUCAAGAUCCCCCCGCCCAGCGAGCCCCGGGAAGCCAUCGAGAAGACGGCCCGGGAGCUCAAGAAAAUGUGAACGCUGCCUCGGGGUCUUCUCUGUUUACGUAACGGCUAACACACAACCCCCCCCCCCCAAAAAAAAAAAAAUAACAGGAAGUUAAGCGCUUUACUUUGCUUUAUCUUGGCCAGGGAAUUUUUGUUUCGUAAUAUUCAAAGCAUUAACACGUAAGUCUGUUACAGCUUUUUCACGUUGCAUUUGCGAAAUGGAUUCACUCAAACGGAGGAGGUGGUAGACACAAAAAAAAAAAAAAAAAAUUCAGUUUUCCUACCAGUGUUCGCAUAUCUCAGCUGUAUUAAAAUGACACAUGAAUGGCACCCCCCAAACCCCCUUCAAAUCUUUGUCACGCUACAGUAAAAGUUUGUAUGCUACAAUAAAACAGCAGUUCCUUGACUUACAAGUUCUUCCAUAUUUCCCCAUUGGAACGCCACUCAUCCGCACAAAUUGUACUCCUUCUGCACUCUUUGUUAAAAAGUUGCAACAUUGCUACUCAUUAGCCUGUCUAUGGCAUUUUGGAUUGCGCGUUAGCAUUAAGGUAAACGACGUUAAAGUUGUGUACCGUAAUUCCCAGCCUACAGAGCUCACCUGGUUAUAAAUCUCGCCCAAUGGUCUAAAAAAAAAAACAGACUGGAUGGCUCAUUGGCCAGCAAAACUGAAGUCGCCGUCCGCCAUCUUGAUACUCCCAAAACAAGCAUUCUGACCUGUGCGGCGACAAGUUAUGUGGCUGUGAGAAAACAUUCCACAGGUAAGUUAGAAAGAUUUACUUUGACACUCUUAAAGUUUGUUUGUAAAGUUUCUUUUUUUUUUAUUAUUUUCUGAUGAGCUUAAUUCACUUUUCACAAAGUUUUCUAUAUGGUUGUUGUUCAUUGUUCACUCUGUGCAUGACCUUUAUAAGCUGAUGGUUUUUCGUGAAAAAGGGAUGUAAAUAUUUUCCCAAACUUCAUCAGUGGAUAAGCAAGAAAACACAUUUUCUGUGAAAAUGUUGAUUAUUUCAUAAUACAGAACUCUGCAAAUUGAAUUCGAUUUUUCAAAUGUGAGGAAACAAGUUUAAAUUGUCUGUCUGAAAUAGGACGUCGCACAGACAACAAAUGAACAAUGCGGUGAGCAUGUAUUUUCCCAUAUUUCCAAAAAUAGAUUGAACUGAUUGACAUAAAAUUUCAUGUUUUUAUGACAAAAAAAGGCGUAGUUUUUUUCCUUUGUUAUAAUGAUAGUGCUACAAAGGGUAUUUUGGGAAAAGUUAACAUUACGGAAAUCGGGCCUAAGAUAAUAUUUGAGGUUUCUUUGUAGUCAUGGUGUUCUAUGUCUUUCCUUUGCACUUCGCCUUUUUUGCCUUACCAAGUCCAAUUAAAAAUCCUUCAUGUUACCAAAACUGAAAAAAUGUCGAGCUCACACAACCAGUUUUAAUUCUACAUGCAAAACUUUGAGGAAAAACCCCGCCAUAAUCCAACCUGUAAAUCGUGUCCUCCACUCGUUUUGGGAGUACCAAGAUGGCGGCCAACUGGCUUUAUCCAAUCGGCAUACCGCUCAAUGUUUGUCCUAUCCAGUCUUUUUUUUUUAGAUCAGUGGCCUCGGUACACAGAAAGAGUUUAAGGCUAGCGCCGUGCUAAUGCUAGCCUUAAACUGUGUGUACCGAGGCUUAUAAUCAGGUGCCCUAACGCUAGCGCCGCAUCACCGCGUAGACCGCAGGGUUGAAAGUCGCGGCUUGCAGGCCGGAAAGUACGCUAGUUGUUUUAACUACACAAGGUGUAAUUAUCUUUAUUUUAUGUUUAAUUUGACAGUAAACUUCCACAGGGAGUGGCAAUAAACAUCUUGAGGCCUUGUUCAGCAUCUCCCAAACUGCUACGACUGUCCAUAAAUUAUGCUAACAAUGCCAUGCUAGGCUAAACUUCAACAUGUUUCCUCGCCACCGAGUAUUGCUUUACGUAUAGCCAGUGUUUCGGCGCCAACUUGUGGCAUGUUUGUGUGUUGUACGAAGUGCAAAAAAAAAUGUGAAUACUAGUUCA